UAGUUUUGCUUGGCAAGAUUCUCAUCUACACGUGGAUUCUUUUUUUCUUUCUUGAUUCGAACUCAACUUAAAGAAAAAGUGAAGAUGAUCAGAUGGGUAAUUUUAAUUGUAUCCAGAAACUGAAAAAUCAGCAGCAGCAGGCAAGUGCGAAUAGAUCAAUAGAUAAAGCAUCAAAAGGAACAAAUUCAAGCAAUCACUCAACAACCAUGUCGAUUGGGAAUUCAAGCAACAGUGUUUCAAAGCUAUCUGCGAAGGCUAAAUAUGGGUUUAUUGAUGAUAACUUCUCAACCCUUCACCAGGUUACAGCAGCAUUAAGAGGUUCUGGUCUUGAAUCAUCUAAUCUCAUAAUCGGCAUCGAUUUCACCAAAAGCAAUGAAUGGACAGGCCAAGUAUCAUUCAAUAACCGGAGCCUACAUGCAAUUGGUGCUGCACCAAAUCCAUAUGAGAAAGCCAUCUCCAUAAUUGGGAAAACUCUGGCUCCAUUCGAUGACGACAAUUUGAUACCGUGCUUAGGUUUUGGUGAUGCAACCACUCAUGAUGAUGAAGUGUUUAGCUUUCACAGUGAUCACUCAUCUUGCCAUGGUUUUGAAGAAGUUUUGGAUUGUUACAAGAAGAUAGUCCCAAACUUGAGAUUAUCUGGGCCAACAUCAUAUGCACCUGUAAUUGAUGCUGCCAUUGACAUAGUGGAAAGCAGUGGUGGCCAAUUCCAUGUGCUGGUUAUCAUUGCAGAUGGCCAGGUCACACGAAGUGUUAAUACAAGUAACAAUGAAUUGAGUCCACAAGAAGAGAAGACAAUCAAUUCCAUUGUUAAUGCAAGCUCACACCCACUGUCGAUUGUACUGGUCGGGGUUGGCGAUGGACCUUGGGAAGAUAUGAAGAAAUUUGAUGAUAAGAUCCCUGCACGUGACUUCGACAAUUUUCAGUUCGUUAACUUCACAGAGAUAAUGUCGAAAAACACAAGUCCAGAUGAAAAAGAAGCUGCUUUUGCACUUGCUGCUCUCAUGGAGAUCCCUUUCCAAUACAAGGCAGUGAUGGAACUUGGUAUUCUCGGACACCGAACUGGGAAAGCAAAGAAAGUGGUUCCACGUCCUCCACCAGCUCCGUACCGUGCUGCUGCUCGGUCGGAGCCUGCACCGACCACCGUCUCAUCAUCGCCUGCAUUAGAUGAUCGAACCCAGGCAUGCCCAAUUUGCCUUACGAGUGCUAAGGACUUGGCCUUUGGUUGUGGACAUAUGACUUGUAGAGAAUGUGGGUCAAGGGUGUCAAACUGUCCGAUAUGCCGCCAAAGGAUUACCAAUCGUCUGAGGUUGUUUGCUUGAUUUCCUUAUUUACGACUUUUUGUACAUAUUCUGUGAAGGGAAAUUUUUUUAUGUGUUUAACAUAACUCUCAAUAUCAUGAUUCCGAUUCGAGUCUCACUAGUAAGUCAUCUGUGAGAAACACUUUCAUGUAUUCCCUCGCUCUAUGUACCAAAAGUAACUUAGUGCUAAGGUAAUUUAAACCUAUUAAAUUGUACAAAUUAAAAUGUGAAGAAAAAGACUAGGUUUGAAUCA
Messenger RNA from Gossypium raimondii (Peruvian cotton), 1551 nucleotides. RefSeq names its product E3 ubiquitin-protein ligase RGLG4. The record is from RefSeq and is a predicted model, not a curated record. The transcript has 11 exons. The coding region runs from base 93 to 1319 and encodes 408 amino acids. NCBI's taxonomy places the organism in Eukaryota, Viridiplantae, Streptophyta, Magnoliopsida, Malvales, Malvaceae.